AUGUAUACACUUUUAGUUCAAAUUGAAUCCUCCCUUAAUUCCAGACCUCUGUGUCCACUCACUGAUGACCCUACAGACCUAAGUGUACUUACUCCUGCCCAUUUUCUGAUUGUAAAGCUGGAUAAAAUCGUCAAAGAUCCUGAAGCUGGCUCUGGGAUAUCAUUGGAUUCCAGCAUCCAAAUUAUAGACGAAAGUCUGGAGUCCCCAGGGGAGCAAGAAGAAAGCCCGUCGCCACAGCCACCGUCACCGUCACCACCACCACCAGCAACGCCACCGCCGCUUCCACCAAGAAGUGCAAAUUCAUCGAAUAGCCACACGACACAAAACAAAAUGGAGUUUUCUUUUGGUGCAAAACCACCGAAAGAAAUGAAUUUCAAUCAGCCAAACUUGAGUGCAGCGUGGAAGUUCUGGAUACAAAAGUUGGAGAUUUUUCUGGAUCUAGUGGGCAUAAAAGAAGAUGCAAGGAAAGUAACUGCUAUUCUUUCUUACAUCGGAGAUGAUGGCCUGCGUAUAUACAACACGUUUCCAAAAAGUCUAACGUUUGACGAAGUAGUCAAGAAGUUUGGAAGUCAUUGUGAUCCAAGAACAAAUAUAGUAUUUGAGCGCUAUAAGUUUUUGUCUGCGAGACAAAAGAGAGCCGAAACAAUAGAUCAGUUCCUAACUCAUUUAAAGGAAUUAGUUCUAGCAUGUGAAUAUGACACACUCCAAGAUAGCAUGGUCAGAGAUGUGUUCAUAAUUGGUUUAACUGAUGACAAGUUAAGACGUCUUUUACUCGAUAUAGAUGAUCUUACUCUGGAAAAAACAGAAAAACGUGCGAAAUCGUACAUUCUUAGUCAAUCACAGUCACAAGAGAUGUCCACAGUCACAGUUCAUUCGGAAAGCAACAUAAAUUACGUACAAAAACACAGCAGCAGCAGUCCAAGGCCACAAAUAUCCAAAGGCAACAACAAGCAGCAACAGUCCAAGCAGGGGAAUAGCGGAAAGAGCAACAGUUACCACAGCAACAAAACCAAAUCUAACGUGAAAGAAAACGAGUCAUCAGGCAAGAGAUGUGAGCGAUGUGGAAACUGGUACCACCGCACCAAAUGUCCAGCCCUUGGUCAACGAUGUCAUAUAUGUAAAGGUUUAAAUCAUUUCGCUAAGUAUUGUAAGUCAAAUAAAGUCCAAUCUCUAAAUAUUGAUAACAAAUCAGAAAGUAGUGUUGAUGUAAAUGAAGAUAUUGAUUUUUUUAUAGGCACACUUAAUUUACAAGAAUCAUUUAAGUCUAAUGUAGAUAACAGUAAAACUAACACAAAUUUUACAGAGUUUAUUCAAAUUAAUGAAAAGCAAAUCAAAGUAGAGUUAGACACGGGUGCAGAAGCAAAUGUGAUGUCUUUAUGCACAUUUAGUUCAAUCAAUUAUAACAAACAAAUAAUUCUUAACAAAUGCUUUGGAAACUUGAGAGCAUUUGGAGGGUCAACUGUCAAUGUUUUGGGUCAAUGUUCUGUCAACGCCAUUUUGAGCGAGAUGGAGGAGAAAAGCACAUACAUAGAUUUUCUUAUCGUAAAAGAAAAUGUCGCAACUGUGCUUGGAAAGUUUGAUUGCGUCAGAUUAGGAUUGGUACAUCGGAACGUAGGAACCGUCAAUCAAAUUCAAGAUGAAUCAGAUCAUAUCAUCAAAAGUAUUCCUAAAGAAUUUAAUAAAUUGUUCAAGGGGUUAGGUUGUUUGGAAGGAGAGUUUAAUUUAAAAAUUGAUACAGAAGUGAUGCCAGUUAUUGAUGCUCCGAGAAAAAUUCCAUUUCAGUUACACGAUAAACUGAAGACGGAGUUAGAUAGAAUGGAACAAAACGAAGUCAUAGCUAGAGUCAAUUGCCCAACGUCAUGGGUCAGUUCAAUAGUUUUGGUAGAAAAAGCAGAUGGCUCACUACGGCUUUGUUUAGAUCCGCGAAACCUCAAUAAAGCCCUUCAGCGGGAACACUAUCCCAUCCCCAGUAUUGAAUAUAUCAAGUCGAAAUUAUCUGGUUCAAAAUAUUACUCUACAUUGGAUGCUAGUAAAGCGUAUUGGAUGCUUAAACUGAAUAAUAAAAGCUCUGAACUGUGUACCUUUAACACACCUUUUGGGAGGUAUCGAUUUCUUAGAAUGCCGUACGGGGUGAAGGUAGCCCAAGAAAUUUUUCACCGUGUGAUGACCGAAAUGUUUAUUGGUAUGGAUGUUAUUGUCUAUGUUGACGACAUACUUGUCUACGGCAACAGUAUUCAAGAACACAAUGAAAAACUUAUGAGGGUGCUAGAACGAAUGGAUAAAGCUGGUCUUAAACUUAAUCAAGACAAAUGUAGGUUUGGCUUGACUGAAGUGAAAUAUUUUGGGCAUGUCUUCAAUGAACUUGGUAUUCAUACAGAUCCGCAAAAAGUCGAAGCAAUCUUGAACAUGCCGUCACCCACCUGUGUCAAAGAUGUACAUCGAUUUUUGGGAAUGAUAACAUACUUCGGAUCUUUCAUUCAAAAUUUGUCUAACGAAACUGAGCCUUUAAGACAAUUGCUCAAGAAAAAUAUAGUCUUCCAAUGGAAUGAAUCCUUGGAAAAAGUCUUCUCUAAACUCAAGUCUUUAGUCACAGAGCCACCUGUCCUGGCAUACUAUGACACGUCUAAGCCAAUUGUUAUAUCAGCGGAUGCCUCGCAAUUUGCAGUCGGUGGAUGUAUUUUACAAGAUAACCGUCCGUUAGCCUUCGCAUCUAAAACUCUAACAGAGUGUCAGAGAAAUUAUGCGCAAAUUGAGAAGGAGCUAUAUGCUAUUCUCUUUAGCUGCGAAAAAUAUCAUCAGUUCAUAUAUGGACAAACAACAUUGGUGGAAACCGACCAUAAACCACUGAUUCCACUUUUCAAAAAGGCACUAGCUCAUGUACCGGCUAGGUUACAAAGAAUGAUGCUCCGCUUACAAUUCUAUGAUCUGGAAGUGGUAUAUAAGCCUGGAAGAAAAUUAUUAGUAGCCGACAUGUUGUCGCGGGCACCACUGUGUCACAAAGAGGAAAGUCAGUUGGAUAGAGAAAUUAAAAUCCACGUCGGAUUGAUAAAAUCGAGUCUAGCCAUAUCACAACCAAUGUUGAAACAAAUUGUAAAUGAAACAGCGCGAGACAAAACAAUGCAGCAGGUACGAAUAUUAAUUCAAAGUCAGUGGCCCGAAAAUAGAAAAAAGUUAAGUCCUGAAAUUCAAGCGUUAUGGAGUUAUCGAUAUGAAUUAUCAGUUAUCGAUGAAAUGAUAUUUAAAGGCCAAGCACUGAUGAUUCCAUCAGCACUCAUCGAUGUGAUUUUGAAAUACAUUCAUGAUGGUCACCCUGGAAUCGAAAAAAGUAAACGCCGUGCCAGAGGUUUCGUAUUUUGGCCGGGCAUGAAUGCAGACAUACAGAAAUCUGUCGAAAACUGUAAGACCUGCACUAAAUAUCUAAACAACAAUCGUAAAGAAUCACUAAUACCGCACGAAUUGCCAGAUCUUCCAUUUCAAAAGGUAGGCCUUGACCUCUUUGAAUGGAAAAAAGAGUUGUAUUUCUUAUUAGUUGAUUACUAUUCGAAAUACAUUGAAAUUGCAAAACUCAAGUCAUACAAAGCCAGUGAAAUUAUUGUAAAUCUCAAAUCAAUAUUUGCAAGACAUGGAAUACCAUCCCAAGUCAUAUCAGACAAUGGUCCACCCUUUAAUUCGGCUGAGUUCAAGGAUUUCGCAGAUGAUUGGAAAUUUGAUCACACGACAAGCAGUCCAUACUAUCCGAAAUCGAACGGAUUAGUUGAGAGGUCUAUACAAACCGUAAAAAAGCUCCUAACUAAAUGUAGGGAAACAAAUACGGACCCGUACCUAGGUCUCCUCAACCUCCGAACAACACAACAUCUUAUGUAUUCACCGUCACAGCUAUUAAUGGCACGUAAGCUCAGAACCAGAAUUCCAUUGAACAAAUCGGAACUCAAACAAUCGCUUACAGAUGACAUUCUGUAUAGACAGCAAACUCAACAAUACCAACAAAAAAUGAAAUUAGCAUAUGAUAGACACGCCAAAGAACGUCCUGAAAUUAUGGAAAAAGUACCAGUAUAUUUCAAAAAAAUGCCUAACGAACCGUGGAAAAAGGGCAAGGUAGUGGAGAUCACGGAUAUGCCAAGAUCUGUCAUAGUAAAGGAUGCAGACGGUAAGAAGUAUCGCCGCAAUAAAAGAGACAUAAUCAUUGAUAAAACAGAUGAUGUAAGUAAUAGUAAGAGCCAAACAGCGAUCGAAUCGGAACAACCCAAAGAUACAUUGACAUUGAGAUCCGGUAAACGAGUAGUAAAAAAUUGA
Episyrphus balteatus (marmalade hoverfly) is the source of this 4293-nucleotide messenger RNA. RefSeq lists its product as uncharacterized. Gene Ontology annotation, molecular function: nucleic acid binding. NCBI's taxonomy places the organism in Eukaryota, Metazoa, Arthropoda, Insecta, Diptera, Syrphidae. Gene Ontology annotation, biological process: DNA integration. The coding region runs from base 1 to 4293 and encodes 1430 amino acids. The transcript has 2 exons. The record is from RefSeq and is a predicted model, not a curated record.